UCUCCUUCGCCGUUUUCCGUAACUCAUGUCACUUGGCAUGGAGGUCAAUAUAAAGUGUUUAAAAAUGAGAUAGGAUGUAAUUUAUUUAUUUAACUUUUCCGCAGUGCCUGUGUUGCCCGGACAUGAUCGAGCACAACUUCCGCUUUGUAAACCAAUCAACUUUGCUUAUUUUUCAGACGCGUGUAUACGUGUAAACGGAUUGGCUGGUUCAAUUUUCUUCGUCUCUUUUUGAAUUUGGUGUUAGUUCACAUGGGACUGUUUAUUUUCUACCAGUAACUCUAUGUACUGUAGACAGUCAGGCGUAUCUUCAGACACUAACGAGCUACACUACAGACUACUGCUGUACAAGUGGCAAGAAUUGCUAACCUUUAAGUUUCCUGAGUGCAAAUCCCUUUUUUGAAUAAAGGGUCAGCCAAGAUGGAGAUGAACUUGGCUGUAAAGUCUUUACUUGCCUGGGUGAACAGUUUAAAACUCUGUGACUCAGAGCUGACCACCGAUGACUUGCAGGACGGAGUGAUCUUACUUAGACUUGUUUAUAUGCUGAAAAAGCAGCCGAUCCCCUGUCUAAAUGAUGCAACUGAGGAUCGGUUCAGAGUCAUUGCAGAGUUUCUAGAAAGGGACUGCAGAUUUAAUGCAAGCAAGAGCUCUUCUCUGCGUUGGGACCACAUUAGAGAUGGCAUCAGCCUAACAGCUGAAAUUUCAAAGGUGCUUUUGUUGCUUGUAUACCAUGAUAUGAUGAAUGACCACUGCACUCUGAACAUGUUGGACUGCGAUGUGGAGCGGGAACUAGCACACCUAACUAGUUCCUUUGUGAUGGAGAGUGAGGGUUGUGUUUAUUUGAGCGAGGAACUUGACGCUCAUCUGAGAGGAAAACAUUUGACUUUCUCUCAAGAAAUAUUUGAGCAAUCAGCAGCCACCUCUGGUACCAACAUGUCAAGCAUCUCUUCCUUCUUGGGUGAUGAGUCUCCUUUCUUCCACCGAACCAGUAGAAUUAAAUUUGUGGACAUAGAAACUGUGGCUUCUUCUUCAGUCAGCUGUUCUCCUCUGGAGGAUGUAAUGAACACACCGAAAUUUCAGCUGAGGAAAAUGCAGCGACAGAUGAUCAAGGAGCGAGACUACCGAGAUAGUUUGGAGAGGGAGCUGGCCAGCAAGAUUGCGCUCAUUGAACAAAGAGAGUCUCGCAUUAACCAGUUGCAGUACCGCCUGGAUAAACUAAAGGAAGAACAAGGUGAUCAGGAGCAUGUUACCAAAGAACAAAUUAAUGAGCUUGAGAUCAAGAACAAUGACUUACAGAAGCGUCUUAAUGAGAUGCUGAAGCAAAAUAAAGACCUCAAGACAAACACUUCACUCAUGGAGCGCAAAGUGGAUGAGCUUGCAGAUGAAAACGGUGUGCUUUCUUCUCAGGUGAGAGCUGUGUGCUCACAGCUUGCCGCCUUUGAGACAGAAGUUGGUAGACUGACGGAAAGUCAAACGUCUGCUCAGGAGGAGUGGAGAAACAAAAGAAACCAUCUACAGUCUGAGCUCAACCAAGCAACUGCUCAAAAGGAACUCCUUACAGAACAAAUUCAAAUCCUUCAAGGAAAGAUUUCCUGUUUGGAGGAUGAAAUAAGCAAGGCCAGUAAGGAUGAAGUAGGGGAAAAUAUGGGACCCAUAGUAGAGAGAGAAAUGUUGGAGACUGAAAUCAGGGUUUUGAAGAAUGAGCUAGAGACUACACAUUUCUCCCUGAAAAAGGCUGAGCUGGAGAUUCAUGCUAAAACUCAGCAACUGGAGGAAUGCCACCAAGAAAUUAGGGAGAUAAAUGAGCAGAGGGGAGUUCUUCAGGAAGAGAUCCGAGUCCUUAAGCUUCAGCUUGAGCAGGUUGAGCAGCAAAAAAAUGAGCAGACAGACAGGCUACAACAGCAUAUUGCUGCUUGUGAACAAGAAAUUAAAAAACUACAGGAAAUUAAGCAAGCAAAGGAAGAUCUUCUUCGUCAGACUGAAGAAAAGGUGAACGAUCUUGAGACAAAGUUAACUGCUGCUACCUCUCUGUUGGCUGUUAAAGAGCAGCAAAUUAACAGUCUCAAAGAUGAAGUUGACAUUCUUACUGAUGAAACUAACAAAAACAAAGAUGAAAUUCAAGCCAAAGAAGAAGAGCUUGCCAAGUUACUUCUUGAGAAGUCUAAUGUGCAAGAAACUCUCAGUGACAAAAUCCAGAUCUUAACAGCUCAAGUGGAAGACCUUAAUUCAUCUCUCAAACAAGCGCAGCAGGAAAUUCACGUGAAGCAAGACUUACUGGAUAAAACCACACAAGAGAAUGUCCAACAAAUAGAGCUACUUCAACAACAAAGUGCUGAACAUAUGGAAGCACUCGAGAAGCAGAAGACAGCAUCUCGAGAAGAAAUGAAGAGGCUAAAUGCAGAUAUUGAUGCUAAGGAAGAACAGAUGGCUCGGCUAGAGACUGAGGCCUCUACACGCUCUGAAUUGCUGCAGCAAGAACUUGAUGAUCUGAACAGCCAAAUAAAAAGCAUGACCCAUUCUCUUGAGAUGGCCAAGGACCAGGCUCAAGCCAGAGAAGCUUUAAUGGCCAAACAGCAAGAGGAAAGCACUUUGCAGAUUGAGGAGCUUAGACAGCAAAUUUCAAUUCUUGAGGCAGAAGUGAAUCGACUGAAGCAGGAAAUCCAGACUAAAGAGGCUGAGGUAGAUGAGAUAAAGACCAACAACUGCAAGGAGUCAGAGGCUCUACAGAAUGAGAUCCAAGCUCUUCAGGGUCAAGUGCAGUGUUUGAAUGAAUUCCUUCAGGCAGAGUUGUCAGUUGUCAAGACACUUGCAGCUGAUAAAGACCAAAGUAUAAACACACUCAGAGAGGAGGUCACUGCUCAAGCUAACGUGAUACAAAAAACAAAAGCUGAAGCUGAAGCCAGUGAGAAACUUGUGGCUGAGAUAAAACAGGAGAGCUCCAAACAGACCUAUGUUCUCCAAAAUGAGAUCCAGGAUUUGAAGGAGGAGGUGGAAAGGCUUCUGGCCAAAGAGCAGAAAUUAGUUGAAACUCAGCAAGAGUCUGCUCAGCAAAUAAACCUCCUUCAGCAACAACUUGCAUCCGCAACUGCAGAGUUGACACAACAUGAAGCAACACAAGCUGCUAACAUCAGGUUGAAAGAGAAUGUGCAGGAGAUGCAGGUUACCACACUCAAAGAGAAGGAGACUCUUGUCCAAGAAAAACAGGUGCUUUUGGUUAGAAUACUCCAGGCAGAAAAAGAUCACGAAGCCAUAGUUUUUGAGAAGGAAAGACUUCUCCAAGCCAACCUGGCCCUAAAGAGGGAGAAUGUAGCCUCACGGAAGCUUGAGUCUGUACUGCAGCAAGAGCUGGAAAUACUGAAAAUGGAGAAUGAGAAAUUGCUGAAAGAGCGAGAGAAAGCAGAAGAAAUUGAGCUAAUCAAGAGAGAUCUGCAGGAACAGCUUGCCACUAAAUCAGAGGCUGCUGAACACUACAAGGCUCAGAUGGAGAAGGCUGCAAAUCAUUACAACAGCAAGAAGCAGCUUCUCCAGAAAAGCCAAGAAGAAGUGGAUGCUCUCAAGCUUUCUCUUGAAGCUAAAGAGCGUGAAAUGCACACUAUGAUAAUGGAAAAGAAAGUACUUCAGCUUGAUUUGGACAAGGCUCAAGCCAAUGAGAAGACACUUUCACACAGGGUGGCCAGCUUGGAGGCACAGCUGGCCUGUGCUGACCAGAAUUUAAGAGUACAGAACAAGAUUCAUGCCAAUGGAGGCAGUGCAACAAGCUCAUGUUUCUUUGAGGUGCCUUACUCAAACUCGGGGGUUUGCACUAGAGCACAGGUGAAGAGAGCUAUGAGCUCAGAUAGCCUGGACCAGAGCAGUAUGGAAGACUCUCUAAACUCCACAAGAAAACUCUCAGCGCCCGAUGAAUCCAGCACACCACUUGUUCGCAGUUCAGAACGCUUGGCAGCCAAACGCCGGGGUCUAAAGGCCGAGUCACUGGAAACUUUGUACUUUACUCCUAUAAACACCAGACAAGUCAAGAGGACCGGUGCAGAGGAAAUUAUGGAUUCAACCCAAAAAAAUCCAACUUCGUCAGUCAAACGCCGCAGAACCACACAGGUUAUAAACAUCACUAUGACCAAGAAGACCCCGGGCUGCGGUGAAGCUGAUGAGACCUUCUACAGCCUGGCUUCAGCUCGCUCCCAGCCAAACCUUGCUAAUGCAAACUCCGCCCGGCCCGUGUCUAUGGAGCUGUUUGACACUCCCGCCAGAAGGACCAGCUCUGCCAGCGACCAACUCAUUGGGCUUCCAGGGUACAGACGGAGCACCAUCCAUGUACAGCCCACCAGUACCUUCUGCGUUGGAGCAGAAAACGAGCCUGAUGGUGGACCUGAAGACUGGCUGAGGAUUGCGGAGCUCCAGUCCAGGAACAAGGCCUGUCUGCCUCACCUAAAGAGCAGCUACCCUGUUGAGUCUGAGACUGGAAGGAGCGGUCCAUUGGUUUUUACAGAUGAAGAGCUGCGUACAGGUGACCCGUCAGACACAAUCCGCCGAGCAUCCAUGGUUCCAAGCCAGCUGCGGGAUUCCCUCAUCUCACAUCGACAGUCACUCAUGUUGGGGCAGGUGGGUGCUGCUGCCGGCACUCGCUCCGACCGUCUGUCCUUGAUGCCAGGCCAGCUACCCUCAAGGACCGCCAGCUCCUAUCAGCUGAGGAGCCCGAAAGGCACAAAGCAGCCUUCAUCCACAUUGUCCCUACACCAAACUUCACCUGAGAAAAAGAUGAAAGCCAGCUGCUUCCCUCGUCCACUCACCCCGAAAAACAGGAGCGUGAGCAGUGGUCCUUCGAGCUCUACUCUUCGUGCUGCCCUCAGCCCAGCUGAGCGGAGGCAGUCAAUGAUGUUCACCAUCGAAAACACCCCUAAAAGCAAUAACUACCUGAAGAAACAUCUGAACAAGCUGCGCAGCUCUGCACGAAAAUCCCCAGGCGACAGCUUGAAGAAGUCGCCUGCUCAGACGAGCGCACGCAAGCACCAGGAAAAAAUGCCAUCGGGGAGUUCACGUGGUGGUGUGAGACAAGCCGGGAGAACUGGAAACUUUAAAUCACCUCAGGUGGUAACGAAAGGAUCAAGGAAAUCUCCCCAAGCUGCCAGCAGAUCUGCAAAGUCUCCUGGAUUGACAGCCAGCGCUCGCAAGAUGAUGCGAAGGAUGAAAGUCUGACGACUGUUCAACCCUCCACAUCCGUUCACCCACAAAUAGUUCUUCAGGACUUUGUUUUUAACAGUUCAUCAUUCUUUUUCCAUGUUUGUUCUGCUUCUUAAUCUUUGUAUUAUAUGUACAUGUUUCUCAGUUAAUCGAUUUUAAAUGGUAUUCCAGGAAAUGGAUAUUUUUUUACCUGCAAUUGUAUUUUGAUUGUUUUUAAAUAAAUUUCUCAAUGAU
This is a messenger RNA of Neolamprologus brichardi, 5409 nucleotides long. The record is from RefSeq and is a predicted model, not a curated record. NCBI's taxonomy places the organism in Eukaryota, Metazoa, Chordata, Actinopteri, Cichliformes, Cichlidae.